CUUCCUAUAGUUGAGCAGAAGCAUAGGCUCUCAGAGAGACCUUGAACUCUCACCGCUUCCUGAAGAAGAAGAUCUGUCACUCUUGAUCUUCAGAGCUGGUUCCCCUCAACAUGGCUGCUGAAAACCCCGAGGUGAGGCUCAUUCUGGUAGGGAAAACUGGAAAUGGAAAGAGUGCCACAGCAAACACCAUCCUUGGGAGUCAGAAAUUUGAUUCUAAGAUUUCUGCCAAUGCUGUUACUAAGACCUGCCAGAAAGCCUCCAGGGAAUGGAAGAGGAGAAACCUUUUGGUGGUCGACACUCCGGGGCUGUUUGACACCAAGAAGACCAUGGAAACCACCUGUACUGAAAUCAGCCGCUGUGUCCUCUACUCCUGCCCUGGGCCUCAUGCCAUCAUCCUGGUUCUGCAGCUUGGACGCUUCACUGAGGAAGAGCAGAAAACUGUUGAUCUGAUCAAGGGUCUUUUUGGGGAGGAAGCCAUGAAGUACAUGAUCAUCUUGUUUACUCGAAAAGACGAGCUGGAGAACCAGAGCCUUGAUGACUUUUUAGGCCAAGCAAAUGGAAAGCUAAAGAGUAUCAUCUUGCAGUGUGGGAAACGCUACCUGGCCUUUAAUAACAAAGCAGAAGGGGCCGAGCAAGAAAAUCAAGUACAGCAGCUGGUAGAACUGAUAGAGAAAAUGGUGGAUGGAAACGGGGGUUCCCACUUUUCUGAAAAGAUAUAUGAGGAUGUAGAUAAUAGGCUGAAACAAUGUCUAAGGAAUCUGGAGGAAACUUAUGAGCAACAACUCAGUGCUGAAAUCCAAAGAAUAGGAAAAGAAAAGAAGGCACAAAUUGAUUCUGCAAAAAGAGAGUAUAAUGAGAAAAUGAGAAACAUUAGGGAAGAGGCUGAAGAGAAUAUAUUAAAGUAUAUUUUCAAUAAGAUAAGAGAAAUAUUUUCAAAACUUUGGAACAAGUUGACACGGUGAAGUAAAUGUCAUUCUUUUUUAUUAGUGACAUUUGUUCCUUGAGAAUUUCAUACCUGUGUGCAUGUAGUAUGUUCUGAUUACAUUCAUGUCUUUCUGUUUGGGUAUGUUUUUGCUUUGUGAUCCACUGAGUUUAACUAGGUUCAUGUGUGUGAGAACAGGUUGAGAAGAAUCUGCCAGAGCAUGGUGGGCACACCAGGAGGAGCACAAUGGAAGACAAUGACUCUUCCUCUCCCAGAAUCCAUCAGUAGUUAACACCUCAGCAGGGUGGAGUAGGUUCCCGUGAGCUCCUCCUCCAUCCAAGGCCCAAGGCUGCUGUGAGCUUGUGACUGCACUGACUGCUUCCUGA
This is a messenger RNA of Peromyscus eremicus (cactus mouse), 1308 nucleotides long. RefSeq names its product GTPase IMAP family member 9-like. Gene Ontology annotation, molecular function: GTP binding. NCBI's taxonomy places the organism in Eukaryota, Metazoa, Chordata, Mammalia, Rodentia, Cricetidae. The record is from RefSeq and is a predicted model, not a curated record. Bases 111 to 962 code for a protein of 283 amino acids. The transcript is spliced from 2 exons.